GAUACACCCGGAAAAUCGCUGGACUGGGGUUGGAAAAUCAAAAGGAAAAUCGUCUGUGUCGUGUCUGCAAAGUUAUGGCUAAAAAUUCUCCAAAUUUCAUCGAGUUUUCCACUGAAUAGUGUUUAAUUGCAAAGUUAAUGUAGUUCAACAGAAAUUAAAGUCGUUUUUGAAUGUGAAAACCGUCUGUAGCUGCGUGGAAAAGCGUUUGGAAAAUUGCUUCACCACCCCCCACCAAGAGAGUUCCAGUUCUCUUAGGUUGGGGAAGGAUGCGCCACAAGAAGGGAUAGGAUCCAACAUCCGGUUCGUCGCCACCGCCAUGUCCUAGAAGAAACGGACUACGCCGUAGUCUGCUGGAUGUCGUUUAUCUCGAGCGAUAGUUAGAUUGUUUGCUCAGUUGAAGCGUGCACAGUUCCAACAACAACCACAAUGCCCGAACACCUGGAACUGCAACAACUGGUGGGGGGCGUCCUUCAGGGUGGCGUCCGGCACCACUCCCUGUCGUGGCUGACCUGUACGUGCCCCUACUUGGGACUCAUUCUGGCCACCGUGUCUUCGCUGUUCUUCUCGCUGUGCUCGGUGAUUGUGAAGGGGCUGGUUGAUAUUAAUCCGAUUGAGUUGGCGACCUUUAGAUUCAUCGGAGUCCUGCUGCCGUCGAUCCCGAUCGCCAUCUACAAGGAGGAGAGUCUGUUCCCGCGAGGUAAGCGAAUCAUUCUGGUGCUGCGAUGCUUCGUCGGUACGACCGGGCUCAUGUUGAGCUUUUACGCCUUUCGGCACAUGCCGCUGGCGGACGCGUCCGUAAUCAUCUUUUCGACGCCCGUCUUUGUGGCCCUUUUUGCGCGUCUUUUCCUGCGCGAGUCGUGCGGAAUGUUCAAUGUGAUAACGAUCGUGCUAACGCUCAUCGGAGUGGUGCUCAUUUCGAGGCCGUCGACGCUGUUUGGCGAGGGGGCGGCGAGUAGUAUGGCCGACGAGCAGGUCGUCGAGACCAGCUACGAUGUGUGGGGACCGGUGGCGGCCCUCUCGUCAACGCUGUUCAGCGCAAACGCUUACGUACUGCUGCGAGCCCUCAAAGGCCUGCACUACUCGGUGAUCAUGACCAACUUUGGUGCGUUCGCGUUGGUUUACACCCUCAUCGUUUGCUACUAUUUGGGAGCACUGUGUUGGCCACUGUGUGGUACCGAUCGGCUCCUCGUAAUCGCCCUGGCCCUGUUCAGCUUUGGAGGUCAAAUCCUCCUCACGCUGGCGCUUCAGUUUGAGCAGGCCGGCCCCGUAGCGAUCGCCCGCUCCGCCGACAUUGUGUUUGCCUUCAUCUGGCAGAUCAUGUUCUUCAAGGAGACGCCCACGCUCUACUCGGUGAUGGGCGCACUGCUCGUCGUAAGCUCCGUGCUCCUCUCCGGGCUGCGAAAGUGGGCCCUCGCCCUGCCCAGGGAUUCGGAUUUGAGGAAACGGUUAAAAUUUCUGUUUCUAGAAUAAGUCCCCUCCCUGUCCAACUCAUACUAGUCUAAAGGAAAAAGCAGUGAGAAAAUCACGAAACAUCCACAUAAACACACUCACACACACGUAAAGAAGAAAAGAAAAAAUCAAACUAAUCGCUCUAUCAAAUAUCUCAAGUCCGCGUUAUCGUCUAAGGCUAGGGAAUAUUUUUCAAUGGUAAUCUUAAUCUUACAAACAAGAAACACAAACAAAAAUCGCCUCGACAUCAAGAGGGCGGUUUCCGAUGGAAUAAGAGGAAACUUUAAAGGAAUUGUGGUUAUUUUUCGCGAGAUAGAGAGAUAAAAGGAGAAGUUUAGCUGAUUGAUCGCGUAGUGAUAUUACUAGUUUACGUACACGUUGGGCAGUUUAGUGUUUACUUCCCUUUAUUUCCUUUUCAGCCCAAAAACUCCCUUUUCAAAGCAUGCAAAAAAUUAGAUUAUGAGAAAGCGAUGAAAUAAAAAGCGUAACUGGUCCGCUAUAAAUUAUAUAUGAAUUUUAUUCAAGAUUUUAUUGAUUGGACGGGAAAUAACUAGAAUUCAAUUCAGUCGAUUGAAGCUAGUUCAGAGAGCCCAAAUCUAACAUACCUUGACAAAACUGAAGCGUUUACUGACAUCAACUUCAAAAAUUUCGAGUUGUGUUAUUGAACGGAUUUGUUAGGUUAUUGAAAACUUAAUCUAAUGAGUAACACAAUUUGGAAAUCUGGCAUCUCAUCUCGAGAUAAAAUAACUUGCAAGAUGAGAGUCAUCUAAAAUAUUUUAGACCUUUAAAACAUUUCAUAAACUGCCCAACAGGUACACAACAAAACACUUGAAAAACGAUCUCAUUUUAGUUGAUUAGUGAAAUUUCACGACGACCAAUUCCAAAAUAAGAUAAAAUAAAUCAAACUGAAUAAAUUACCCCCACUUCCCGCAUCUUUUCAUUUCAUUUCAUGUUCAGAUUCAAAAGGUAAAGUUUUGCUUCGAUCCGUACAGCAAAAUUUUUCUCAGUAAGCACAACUAAAGCCAAUAAUUUUUUUGUUUUAAAAUUGAGUAAAAAAAUCCAACCGACUUUUAGAUAGAAUUUCACAUGAAUACUCAACUUGUGCCAUUUGAGGAAUAACAUACUUUUAAAAGGGAAUCAAACUUAAAAGUAAAUACAAAAACAUGAACUUUUCACAAGUUAAGCAGAAAAAAACAAGAGGAAUUAAAUAGCCAGCAGACAAGCAGUGCAGAGUAGAACUUGUAAGCAUAAAUACUUCCCCCUUUUUCUAGUCAUUUGUAUCUUAUAGCUGAUCUUUUUUUUUGCAAUCCCUGAUCUACAGAUGGUCCAAAAAAGUCCAGUUACGUUACCAGAACGAAAUCCAUGUGAUUAAUUAUUUUGUUGAAACUUGAGUUUUGAAUUACCUAAAUAGAAUCACGUGAAAGCAGCCCGAAACCAAUAGAGCGUGCGCACUAGAGAGAGAGUUUAUUCCGUUGCAAUUUCUUGUUAAGUGUGUUUAAGAGGGUACACAAUGUAUUAUCGAAAAAAGAAAAUGAAAAUCUCAAAAUAGAACAAGUCACGAUGGUAUGAUAUACUUGUAAAAGAACAAAACCAACCAACAAAAAAAAAACUAUGAAUGCUUAGUCGGGAUAUGAUGUAAAUUGUAAACAAAACUUACCUUAUAUUAAAGUCAAAUCUAUCGAACAUUA
Culex pipiens pallens (northern house mosquito) is the source of this 3137-nucleotide messenger RNA. RefSeq names its product solute carrier family 35 member G1. The transcript is spliced from 3 exons. Gene Ontology annotation, cellular component: membrane. The coding region runs from base 427 to 1470 and encodes 347 amino acids. The record is from RefSeq and is a predicted model, not a curated record. Lineage: Eukaryota; Metazoa; Arthropoda; Insecta; Diptera; Culicidae.